AUGGUCGUCAGGAUCUUGUUGGCGCUGAUUCUGGCAGUCCCUUUAUCGACCGGAGCCGAAGAGCUUGGGGAAGCCAUCCCGGUCGAGUUCGCGAACGGGACCAAUGCCUCAGCGAUUCUGGAGACCAGCUCCUUGGUAGAGGCCGAGAAGGUCAGCAUUGCUGGCUAUGGCAUGUGGCUUCUGUUUGGUGUGGUCGUCCUCGCGGGCUUGGUGGUAGAUCAACUCUGCGGAGCACAUUUCGUGUCCUGUGGCCAAACAGUUCGAGGGGCAAUCUACAUCAGCUCUGGCUGGAUUGGCUUGGCCCUCUUCUUCGGACUCAUCAUCUGUGUCACGAAGGGAGGUGAGGCUGGCUUCCUUUUCCUCACAGGCUACCUAGUGGAGGAGAGCCUCAGUGUGGACAACCUGGUGGUGAUUGCCUUGAUCUUUCAGAGCUUUCGAAUAAAGCCUCAGAACCAGGGGCCAGUGCUCAAGUGGGGCAUUUUUGGUGCCAUCGUUUUCCGCCUGAUCUUCGUCUUUGCGGGCGUUUGGCUGCUGGAGCACAUGCACAGCAUGAUCUAUGUCUUCGGCGGCUUGCUCUUAUGGUCCGCAUGGAAAAUGUAUAGCGAAGAAGAUGAGGGGGAUUCUGGAAUGGACAGCCAUGCAAGCGGCCAGUCAUGGAUGAUGCAAAUCCUGACCUCUGUGGUCCCGUACCAUGCAGAUGCCAAGGGGCAUCAGUUUUUCGAGCACAUGGACGGCAAGACCUAUGCGACGCCGAUGCUGGCUGCUCUGGUGGUGGUCGAACUUAGCGAUUUGAUUUUUGCAGUGGACUCCAUCCCCUGCAUCCUGGGCAUCACCCACGACCUCUUCCUGGUUUUCAGCUCCAACAUGUUUGCCGUUCUGGGCCUCCGCUCCCUCUACCUGCUCCUAGCCGAGGCCCUGGACAAAGUCCAGAAUCUGAAGACCGGACUUGCUGCCGUGCUGGCGUUUGUGGGAACGAAGAUGAUGUUGGGAGACUACUGGCCUUUAUCCCAGUCAGUCUCCCUGCUCAUGAUUUUCGGGAUUUUGGCUGCGACCGUUGCGUCCGGCAUGAUGGGAAUUAAGUUCGGGAAGAAGGCCGAGGCGAUCUUGCCAAUGUGA
Molecule: messenger RNA, 1116 nt
Organism: Symbiodinium sp. CCMP2592
Lineage: Eukaryota; Dinophyceae; Suessiales; Symbiodiniaceae
Source: the annotation of a GenBank genome assembly